AUGGAUCAGAAUUUCUCAAUGGUUCGAGACGGCCAGCAGAAGCUGCUACCGGAGAGAGACUCAUCCAAGCGGGUCCUGACAGGAUGCUUCCUUUUCCUCCUCAUCCUCACCACUCUGCUGGGCAACACGCUCGUGUGUGCAGCCGUCACCAAAUUCCGACACUUGAGGUCGAAGGUCACAAACUUUUUCGUCAUCUCUCUGGCUAUCUCUGAUCUCUUGGUGGCCAUAUUGGUAAUGCCGUGGAAGGCGGCAACGGAGAUUGUGGGUUUUUGGCCCUUUGGCACCUUCUGCAACGUCUGGGUGGCAUUUGACAUCAUGUGCUCCACCGCCUCUAUCCUGAACCUGUGCGUCAUCAGUGUGGACCGUUACUGGGCCAUCUCCAGCCCGUUCCGCUAUGAACGGAAGAUGACCCCCAAAGUGGCGUGUCUGAUGAUUAGCGUGGCCUGGACCCUGUCAGUCCUCAUCUCCUUCAUCCCCGUGCAGCUGAACUGGCACAAAGCGCAGGCUACUAGCUACACUGAGCUGAACGCAACAUACCAAGGUGAACUGCCCGCUGACAAUUGUGACUCCAGCCUUAACAGGACCUACGCCAUCUCCUCCUCCCUCAUCAGCUUCUACAUCCCAGUCGCAAUCAUGAUCGUCACGUACACCCGCAUCUACCGGAUCGCCCAGAAACAGAUACGGAGGAUCUCCGCGCUGGAGCGCGCAGCCGAAAGUGCCAAGCACCGCCACAACAGCAUGGGCAAUACCUCCAACAUGGAGAGCGAGAGCUCCUUCAAAAUGUCCUUCAAACGGGAAACCAAAGUUUUAAAGACGCUCUCGGUCAUCAUGGGUGUGUUUGUCUGCUGCUGGCUCCCCUUCUUCAUCCUCAACUGCAUGGUUCCGUUCUGCGAGCCAAGCCAGCCCGGCGGCGCCGCUGACUUCCCGUGCAUCAGCUCCACCACCUUCGACGUGUUCGUGUGGUUCGGCUGGGCCAACUCCUCGCUCAAUCCCAUCAUCUAUGCCUUCAACGCCGACUUCCGCAAGGCCUUCUCCAUUCUGCUGGGCUGCCACCGGCUGUGCCCGGGGAGUCAUGCCGUCGAGAUCGUCAGCAUCAACAACAACGUGGGUGCCCCCGCCUCCCACCCCGACUCCCAGUAUCAACCCAAGGGUCACAUCCCGAAAGAGGGCAACAACUCGGCCAGCUAUGUGAUCCCCCACAGCGUCCUGUGUCGAGAGGACGAACUGCACAAGGAUGGACGAGGAGGGGGAGCGGGGCCGGCGACGGCAAACAGCGCCACGGAGAAGCCCUCCCCGGCCAUCUCCAGGAACCUCGACGGCAACGCUGACGUCACGCUGGAAAAGAUCAACCCCAUCACGCAGAACGGACAGCAUAAAGCCGUGACGUGUUGA
Messenger RNA from Lampris incognitus (smalleye Pacific opah), 1392 nucleotides. Its product is annotated as D(1)-like dopamine receptor. Gene Ontology annotation, biological process: vasodilation; adenylate cyclase-activating adrenergic receptor signaling pathway; G protein-coupled dopamine receptor signaling pathway. Gene Ontology annotation, cellular component: plasma membrane. The record is from RefSeq and is a predicted model, not a curated record. Gene Ontology annotation, molecular function: G protein-coupled receptor activity; dopamine neurotransmitter receptor activity, coupled via Gs. Lineage: Eukaryota; Metazoa; Chordata; Actinopteri; Lampriformes; Lampridae.